This is a messenger RNA of Phaedon cochleariae (mustard beetle), 957 nucleotides long. The record is from the annotation of a GenBank genome assembly. NCBI's taxonomy places the organism in Eukaryota, Metazoa, Arthropoda, Insecta, Coleoptera, Chrysomelidae.
AUGAAUGUACGUGUUAUCUUUGAUGAACUAAAAGUUCUCGAAGUGAACGAAGGGCUUCAGUAUACAGAAUCAAACUGCGCUACCAUCGAAUUGGAAGAAAACAUUUUGGAUGACCUAAAUUCUGUUACUAUGAAAUCAAUUAUAUUUAUGGAUCCCAUUGUGGAAUUGCCACAAAUUCAUUACAGAGAAUUGGAGCCUUCUAUUGAAAUUAUGCUUCCGAAUACCCUGGCUAGUGGAAAUGAAUCUGUAGUAGAAACCAUAGAUGUUGCAUCCAGCAGUUCUUCUGCUAUUCAUCAAACUUCACAUGAUGAAGGUAACGAUAUGGUCGAUAGAUCAUCUAUGAAAACUAUAGAUAUUCCCACAGAAACAAGCAAUGAUGUUUAUACCCCCAUAGAACCUAUGGAGGUUCCUGGUACCCUGAACUUGAUAGAAGUUGGUGCUCCUACAGAAACAAUUGAGGAUUCUGCAUCCUUAGAAACUUCUGUGGAUUCCACACAUCCAAAAAUAGUUGUUGUUUCUAUGCUCCCGGAAAUACUUGAUGUAUCAACUCCCAUGGAAUUGAUUGAUAUUUCUGCGCCAACGGAAUCGAUUGAUGUUCUUGAGUCCACGGAAACAACUGAUGUUUUUGAUAUCUUGGGAUCAAUUGGUAAUCCUGAGCCUCCAGAGAUAAUAACUGAUGUUCUUGCUAACCCUAAACAAGUUGAUGCUUCUGCGCCGCCGGACUCUAUAAUAGACCAUCCAUCACUUUUGGUAUCGGAUCCUACCGAUAAUCUUCAACCAGAACCCUCUACUUCAAUGGUUACAUUUGAACGACACCUUAUUUUUCCAGAUCCGGAUAUUCUGAAAGAAUCAAAUUCGAAUAAAGUGAAACUUCUCAGUGCUAUAUCAUCCGAGGCAUGGAGAAAUUACUAUGCCAAUGAAGAUAAAGAAAAGAUAGAAAAAGGCGAGAAAGCUUGA